AUGAACGUCUCACGUUUAGCUCGGUCAGGCCUGGCCACGUGGAGUAGAUUGAAUCUCCGAAUGUGCUCCUCGGCAGCGGCCAACUCGUCGAUUUCGCACACCAUUCGUGUUGCGGAACAAAUCGAGACGAAACGAGCAGCGGCUCUCCUUGGUGGUGGUCAGGCUCGAAUCGAUGCCCAGCACAAGCGUGGAAAGUUAACGGCUCGCGAACGAAUCGAUUUACUGCUUGAUAAAGGAACUUUCCGUGAGUACGACAUGUUUGCAGAGCACACGUGCACCGAGUUUGGAAUGGAAAAAGAAAAGUAUGCUGGUGACUCGGUGGUAACUGGACGUGGAGAAAUUUCCGGAAGAACCGUCUUUGUCUUUUCACAAGAUUUCACUGUUUUCGGCGGCUCCCUCUCAUCCGUUCAUGCCAAGAAAGUUUGCAAAAUUAUGGAUGAAGCGAUGCGAGUUGGUGCCCCAGUUAUUGGAUUGAACGACUCGGGCGGUGCUCGAAUCCAAGAAGGAGUUGAAUCUUUGGCUGGAUAUGCGGAUAUUUUUGAACGCAAUGUGCUCGCUUCUGGAGUGGUUCCUCAAAUCUCGAUGAUCAUGGGUCCGUGCGCUGGUGGAGCCGUCUAUUCACCUGCAUUGACAGAUUUCACUUUUAUGAUUCGUGACUCAUCAUAUCUCUUCAUCACUGGACCAGAUGUUGUGAAAGCCGUCACAAACGAAGAAGUGACACAGGAAGAGCUGGGAGGAGCCAAAACGCACACAGUAACAUCGGGUGUCGCUCAUGGUGCUUUUGAGAACGACGUUGAUGGAUUGAUGUCACUUCGUGAGCUCUUCAACUACUUGCCACUUUCAAACAAGGAUCCGUCUCCAAUUCGCGCGUGUGAUGAUUCAUGGAAUAGAGAUGUUCCCUCACUUGAUACCGUUGUUCCUCUUGAAAGCACAGCCGCUUACAAUAUGAAAGAUGUAAUCACAUCAUUGGUGGAUGAAGGUGAUUUCUUUGAAAUCAUGCCUGAAUACGCGAAGAAUCUCACGAUCGGAUUUGCUCGAAUGAAUGGACGAAGUGUGGGCAUUGUGGGAAAUAACCCGAAAUUUGCGGCCGGUUGUCUUGAUAUCAAUUCUUCAGUAAAGGGAGCUCGAUUUGUUCGUUUUUGUGAUGCCUUCAACAUUCCGAUCAUCACUUUGGUGGAUGUGCCCGGAUUUUUGCCUGGAACCGCUCAGGAAUAUGGUGGUAUCAUUCGUCAUGGAGCCAAACUGCUCUACGCUUUUGCUGAGGCUACAGUGCCCAAGAUUACGAUUAUCACAAGAAAAGCUUAUGGUGGUGCGUACGAUGUAAUGUCGAGCAAACAUUUGAGAGGAGACCGCAAUUACGCUUGGCCAACAGCUGAAGUUGCCGUCAUGGGAGCUAAGGGAGCCGUUCAAAUUCUCUUCCGCAAGGACAAAGCCAAUCACGCGAAGCACGAAGCUGAGUACACUGAGCUUUUCUCGAAUCCUUUCCCAGCGGCUGUCAGAGGCUUUGUCGAUGACAUCAUUGUGCCAUCAACUACGAGAAGACGAAUCUGCGAGGAUUUGAAUUUACUCGAGUCGAAGAAGCUCAAGAAUCCAAAACGGAAGCAUGGUAACAUUCCACUU
Molecule: messenger RNA, 1620 nt
Organism: Mesorhabditis belari
Lineage: Eukaryota; Metazoa; Nematoda; Chromadorea; Rhabditida; Rhabditidae
Source: the annotation of a GenBank genome assembly